Molecule: messenger RNA, 1389 nt
Organism: Phalaenopsis equestris
Lineage: Eukaryota; Viridiplantae; Streptophyta; Magnoliopsida; Asparagales; Orchidaceae
Exons: 6
Coding region: 73-1125 (350 amino acids)
Source: RefSeq, a predicted model, not a curated record
UAUUGGUUUAACACACAGACUGUUAGAAUCACACAGCCUCGUUGACCGAGUCCUAGACCGCUGCUAAGCCCCAUGCACUCUACAGCCUCUCGCCGGCGGCCACUGCGUUCCCUCCCGCCCACCGAAACCCUAGACAUCGGCUACGGCCUCUCGCUCGCUCCGCGUCUGAAGCUCAUCCUCACUUUCUUCCGCUCCGAUCCCGCAGUGAAGCCCGUCGACGAGUGGCAGCUAAAGCUCUCCCUCAUCGACUUCAUCCGUUCCUUUUUCUCCCUCACAGUACCCGAAGACGACCUCGUCAUACGAAAGCGUCUUGAUCUUCACAAGCGCAAGCGCGACGAACCCGUUGCAUCGGGAACUCUCUACAUCCGCGAUCUUGGGUUUCUCAAACACAAAAGGCGAGGAGACGAUGACGAUGAUACGGAUAAGGUAAUUGAGAAGAAGUUUUUGGAUUGGAGGGCUUCUGUCUUGGAUCGUUUGAGCGGGAUCGAGCUGAAUCUGGAGGGCGUCAAAUUUCGAAUGACCGUCGAUGUUCCCCCUUCCGAUGACUACGAGGCGAUGAAGAGGUUAUGGGAGGAUUAUUAUGCUUCGCAGCUGCUUGACGGCCGGAUUUUAACUGUAGGGGGCUAUUCCAAGGGAGUGGCUCGGAGGCCUGAUACGAUCAUUGUACAAGGAGUUCCUUCAAGGUGGUUUGCAGAGCCAAGGGUGUCUUCGAAGCCUUCCAUGCUGAAUACGCAUACCAUCUUUUCCGUUCUUGGAAAUAUAAGGAAUCUUUAUGUUGUUGGUGGUGAUGACAUUGGUGAGAAUGCAGAAGCAACUGUUGGCGAUGUUGUGCCUGGACUUCAAUGCAAGGUUUGGGUUCAAUUCGAGAAUCAUGAUGAAUUCAGUAAUGCAAUGAGGGUGCUUUGUGGACGCUCAAUGCAGAAGCAAGGUUCACGCCUGAAUGUAGAUUAUGAGGUAACUUGGGAUAAAGACAUUUUUUUCAAAAAUGUACCGCAGAAGCCCACAAGAGGCCAGGAAAGGAUUCAAGCAUCAUCUGGGAAUGUUCAAACCGAACCUUCAAACUACGAAUCUAAGGCUCUUCGGUCUGGCCAUGACGGUGCGCGGAUGCGAAGGUUCAGGGAUUGAAUGUGAAGACAAUUGCUGCUGCAAUCUGGAAUUGGGAUAAAAGUAUGAGUUCUAAGAAUCCAGGGACCUCCCGAGUUGUGUUGUGUUAUUACGGACUACCAGCUCCCUCUCACGUCACGCCAGCUACAUAGCAGUGGGAGACAGUUCUACGGUUGUCAGAGAGGUGUUCAACAAGAUGUGAUUUUUUCCGUUGGGCCGACAUUCCGACAUACUCCCAUGCCGACAGUGAUAGUGUUACAAUGGUUUCCCAAGAAGAUAGUGCCG